Molecule: messenger RNA, 1073 nt
Organism: Nomascus leucogenys (northern white-cheeked gibbon)
Lineage: Eukaryota; Metazoa; Chordata; Mammalia; Primates; Hylobatidae
Gene: SPDYC
Product: speedy/RINGO cell cycle regulator family member C
Biological process (GO): positive regulation of cyclin-dependent protein serine/threonine kinase activity
Molecular function (GO): protein kinase binding
Source: RefSeq, a predicted model, not a curated record
CCUGAUUGGUGGACGGGCUGCGUUGGGCAGGGCAGCCCUCAGGCUAUAUAACCACACUCGCCGCUGCGUGGGCGUUAUGCUCUGGGCUAUUUCUGAGCUCCGGUCACCCUGCCCCAUCUCCAUCUCCUAUGAGAUGAGUGACUCCCAAGACCCCACCACUUCCCCUGUAGUUACCACCCAGGUAGAGCUGGGGGGCUGCAGCCGGCAACGUGGGGGCAAUGGGUUACUCCGUUUUCACCAGCACCAGGAGGUCCAGGCCUUCCUCAGCCUUCUGGAGGACAGUUUUGUCCAGGAAUUCCUCUCCAAAGACCCCUGCUUCCAGAUUUCAGAUAAGUAUCUCCUGGCCAUGGUGCUGGUCUACUUCCAGCGCGCCCACCUGAAGCUCAGCGAGUACACCCACAGCAGCCUGUUCUUGGCCCUGUACCUUGCAAACGACAUGGAGGAGGACCUGGAGGGCCCCAAAUGUGAGAUUUUUCCAUGGGCCCUGGGAAAAGAUUGGUGUUUACGAGUGGGGAAAUUCCUGCACCAGAGGGAUAAGCUUUGGGCACGGAUGGGUUUCCGGGCUGUUGUGAGCCGCCAGUGCUGUGAGGAGGUCAUGGCAAAGGAACCAUUCCACUGGGCUUGGACUCGGGACCGGCGUCCCCACCAUGGUGGGGUUCAGAGGGUCUGUCCACAGGUCCCUGUUCGCCUUCCCCGGGGCCCUGGCCUCUCGCCGCCCCACUGUUCCCCCUGUGGCUUGCCCCAGCACUGCAGCAGCCACCUGCUUAAGCCUGUGUCAUCCAAGUGCGCUUCUCUGACCUCAGAGUGUCACCGCUCUCCCUCCCAAAAUUAUCUCUCAAGGGUCAAAAACGCCUGGGGUGGGGACUUUCUCAUCGUCUUGCCUCCCCAGAUGCAACUGGAACCAGGCACCUACUCCCUCCGCAUCUUCCCAAAGCCUCCGGCACGCCCUGGGCACUGAAACUCUGCAGGGUGAAGAACAGCACGCCUGCUGGCCCACUGACUGACACACCAUUGGCUGUGCUCCCACUCUUGCCCCUUCCUCCCAGCCUGCAGCUUGUGCCCACUCUGGUCCC